AUGGCGACAAGACAGACAGUCAAGAUGCUGCCCCCUCUUAGGUUUACAAUAUAUUUGUUAUUUUUCUUUGCUCCUGGGACAUUUUCCUCCACCCUUCGUCUUCAUCGAGACCAGCGGUUCUUGCUACCGCAGGACACGGGUUUUUCUACGGUGAACGCAAAUGAAGAAUUUAUCCAUGGAAUAGGCACGGAUGCGAAGCGACGAGCUGUACGUAGUGCAAGGGAAGACAGAGCUUCGGGCAUGUAUCAGCAUCGCAAUCGGCGGAGUGCAGUCGAACCACCCGUGCCAAAGGUGUAUGGACAGGUAAUGCAUUACUUCUAUUGAAAGCAGGUAGCUAGCUGGUCUCACGUCACAAUCAGAAGGUUAUCUAUAGUUAGCUACAGUAGCUAGUUAGGUUUAGCAGCUAGCUAGUUUAGUAACGGACCUCAGCAGCCUCUAUGGCUCUCUCAUUUAAUGCACGACCCUUGACGAGGAGAGGUGAAGAGCAAAUAACCAAAGCCAGGCUGUCGAAGUCAGUCUAGCUUAUUGCCAAGUGUGUGACUAUCAGUACCACUGUAGCUAGGUAGCUACUAGACGUUUUAGCACACACUGUUACCUUUCAGCAUACGAUGCCAUGGCGGGCUCUUUCUUCCCAAUGUAAGGCUUGAGCUGCCAUAGAAUGCUCUGGCAUAACCUAUUCAACUACGUCACUGUAUCUAGUAAACAAACCCUCCGUUUUAAUGUCUAACUUACCGACAGACCGACACACAUGUAUUGCACGAAGUCUUUGAAUUAUCUUCUUAACCAAUCCAAUACAUUAUUUUAUUUUUAUCUGACUAGUUUUUCUGAAACCUGGUGAUCAUAGCAUGUCACCACAAUCACACAGUUGUCUGUAAAAUCCAAAUGACAGUAUACAUAGACUUAGCAGUAACACACACCAUCAUAGCUGGGUGACAGACAUCAACAACAACAUAAUUCUAAUUAGCCAAGAGUGCCACUAUAGAGUCUUCCCAAUGUGGACGUGCAUGCCUUACUGGCGGGUGCAAAUAUUGUGAAGAGCCAAUAGUGGCAGUCUUUGCAUAUUAGGUUUUUGUUGUGGUGGAUUUCUGUAAGAUGUUGGGCUGUUGUGUAUGAUGAGGUCACAUUGCUGAGUAUCUCCAUAAUGUGAUUUCUUACAGUGGGGAAAAAAAUUAUUUAGUCAGCCACCAAUUGUGCAAGUUCUCCCACUUAAAAAGAUGAGAGGCCUGUAAUUUUCAUCAUAGGUACACAUCAACUAUGACAGACAAAUAGAGCAUUUUUUUUGCAGAAAAUCACAUUGUAGGAUUUUUAAUGAAUUUAUUUGCAAAUUAUGGUGGAAAAUAAGUAUUUGGUCACCUACAAACAAGCAAGAUUUCUGGCUCUCACAGACCUGUAACUUCUUCUUUAAGAGGCUCCUCUGUCCUCCACUCGUUACCUGUAUUAAUGGCACCUGUUUGAACUUGUUAUCAGUAUAAAAGACACCUGUCCACAACCUCAAACAGUCACACUCCAAACUCCACUAUGGCCAAGACCAAAGAGCUGUCAAAGGACACCAGAAACAAAAUUGUAGACCUGCACCAGGCUGGGAAGACUGAAUCUGCAAUAGGUAAGCAGCUUGGUUUGAAGAAAUCAACUGUGGGAGCAAUUAUUAGGAAAUGGAAGACAUACAAGACCACUGAUAAUCUCCCUCGAUCUGGGGCUCCACGCAAGAUCUCACCCCGUGGGGUCAAAAUGAUCACAAGAACGGUGAGCAAAAAUCCCAGAACCACACGGGGGGACCUAGUGAAUGACCUGCAGAGAGCUGGGACCAAAGUCACAAAGCCUACCAUCAGUAACACACUACGCCGCCAGGGACUCAAAUCCUGCAGUGCCAGACGUGUCCCCCUGCUUAAGCCAGUACAUGUCCAGGCCCGUCUGAAGUUUGCUAGAGUGCAUUUGGAUGAUCCAGAAGAGGAUUGGGAGAAUGUCAUAUGGUCAGAUGAAACCAAAAUAUAACUUUUAGGUAAAAACUCAACUCGUCGUGUUUGGAGGGCAAAGAAUGCUGAGUUGCAUCCAAAGAACACCAUACCUACUGUGAAGCAUGGGGGUGGAAACAUCAUGCUUUGGGGCUGUUUUUCUGCAAAGGGACCAGGACGACUGAUCCGUGUAAAGGAAAGAAUGAAUGAGGCCAUGUAUCGUGAGAUUUUGAGUGAAAACCUCCUUCCAUCAGCAAGGGCAUUGAAGAUGAAACGUGGCUGGGUCUUUCAGCAUGACAAUGAUCCCAAACACACUGCCCGGGCAACGAAGGAGUGGCUUCGUAAGAAGCAUUUCAAGGUCCUGGAGUGGCCUAGCCAGUCUCCAGAUCUCAACCCCAUAGAAAAUCUUUGGAGGGAGUUGAAAGUCCGUGUUGCCCAGCGACAGCCCCAAAACAUCACUGCUCUAGAGGAGAUCUGCAUGGAGGAAUGGGCCAAAAUACCAGCAACAGUGUGUGAAAACCUUGUGUAGACUUACAGAAAACGUUUGACAUACAUUUACAUUUUACAUUUUAGUCAUUUAGCAGACGCUCUUAUCCAGAGCGACUUACAUAUUAUUUUUUUUUUAUACUGGCCCCCUGUGGGAAUCGAACCCACAACCCUGGCGUUGCAAACACCAUGCUCUAUCAACUGAGCUACAUCCCUGCCGGCCAUUCCCUCCCCUACCCUGGACGACGCUGGGCCAAUUGUGCGCCGCCCAUGAGUCUCCCGGUCGCGGCCGGCUGCGACAGAGCCUGGAUUCGAACCAGGAUCUAGUGGCACAGUUUUGCACUGCGAUGCAGUGCCUUAGACCACUGCGCCACUCAGGAGUAUACUCAGUUUGACCUGUGUCAUUGCCAACAAAGGGUAUAUAACAAAGUAUUGAGAAACUUUUGUUAUUGACCAAAUACUUAUUUUCCACCAUAAUUUGCAAAUAAAUUCAUUAAAAAUCCUACAAUGUGAUUUUCUGGAUUUUUUUUUCCUUACACAAUUGGUGGCUGACUAAAUAUUUGCACAAUUGGUGGCUGACUAAAUACUUUUUUCCCCCACUGUAUUUAUCACGGUAGUCUGCCCUUCAGUAUUCUCUGCAUUCCACACAUCCUCAAAUUGGAACAGAAAUGGUUGCUUAUGUGAUCAAUUUUGGAUAUGUUUUUGCCACUUUAGAAUUCCUCUGCUGGUCAGAUGUCAUGUUUUGUUCCGGAGGGUGUUCAUUGAAUCAGAUGUGGAUUUAGGUUAACUGUAGGCCAGAUGAUGUCUUCUUGGAAUGAGAGUAAGCUGUUGUUUAGCCCCCCCCCUUCAGAAAUAUCCCCAAAAAGCACACAGUUUUUCCCCCCACCGAACACAAAAUAAACACAGCCAGUGUCUCCUCACACACCCAUUUCCCUAACUGUCACAGUAGAGGAAAGCCAAUAUCUUGAGGGAUUAAAUAGCUUUGUUCAUUAGAUAUGGCACUCAUGGGGAUUCAGCCUAGAAGUUUCUAAAGGUGCUGCAGCGAAAAUGUAUAACAUUCACAAAAAGGUACAUACUUUGUUUAUAAAUAAGUAAGGUAGGCUUUUUGUAGCAACUUUAGGGCUGUUAUUUGGGCAUUUAAGUUCAAGUUAGCUGAGCUACAUAGAUCAAGAUAUGGAUAUAAUUCUCACUUUAAAUUGAAUUGUUGUACAAAUCUGUAUCAGAUGUUGUCAGUGUGUGUGAAAUGUGGAUACAAUUAAUCAUAGUUCCUUAGUUUAAGAACUAAGAAUGUGGGUUUAGAGUUCCAGGUAAUUGACCAAAAAUAUAGCCUUCAUUCCUGAUAAUGAGCUCAAAGAAUUAGGAAAUGAAAUAGAAAAACUCUUGAGACAUGACUUCCAGUAAAAACCCAUAGUCAUGCGGUGGAGGCAGUCACGGAGGGGGCUGUAUUGUGAAAUUCAACAAGCGGGGAGUGUGACUGAAACCUGUCUUGAGAAUCUGCCAGUCGAUAUUCUCACUCAAAACAAACUAGAGAGCCAAGCCUAGUCUAGCGCCUAAGUCCUGUUCAGCAGAGACAGAACGUCUUGAAACAGAGUGAAACGCAGAGGUCAUACCUGAACUUGUCCAAUAGUGGUUUUGUGUUGCUUUGCAAAUUGUUUUGCUGCAGGAUCUGGUUCCCUGCCACAUGACACAUAGUAAACAGAUCAAACAGGGUUUGUGCAUUAGACCACAAUACAAGUGUCAUGUGCCAUGGUGAUGUUUGGUCUGGCUUGGGGAAUGCUUGGCUGUACUAAUUUUCCUCAUUAGUGUUCAUAGUGGUCACAGUGGUCAUCAUGUCACACGCAAGGAGCCUAGAUGAAUCCAUUGACUACACUUGUCUGGUGCCUGGACUUGUUCUGAUGCAUGUCGUCUAGCCUAGUUCUAUGAGCCUGUGUGAGCGAGAAGGAUACGUAUGUUUACAGUUUUGUGUUGAGUUUCAAGAGAUUAGGCCUAAUCUAAGACAACUCAUACUGUUUGCUAACUGCAGAGAAGCGAGUGCCAGGGAAAAAUAGGUGCUAUGGUAAUCAAUCAGAAUCCUGAUAAUCUUUGAUCAUCAUGAAGAAAUCAUGGUUGAAUAUCUGCAGUUUUAUUGGACAGCUUGUUGCUGUCUCAUUCUUUAUUUUGGCCUAUCGGUGUGUGUGAGACAGUGAGCGAGAGAACAAGCAUUCGCAAGCUACACCAGCUUGGUCCCCUUCAAACUUUUAAUUGGUUUCUUUUGUGUUUGUAUAUAAUUUACUACAGUCUGUCACAGUCUAUGACAUAUCCUUUCAGGACUACAACCACAGACUAGUCUUUGACCCUUCAAACACUCACUUACUGUUAGGAAUCGGAGUAAAUUUACUGCAAGUUGCAGUAAAGAAGGCGAACAAUGCAGAUGUGGAAAAGGUAUGUCCAAAAGGGCAUUUUCACUGCUCUGGUGUGUGUGUUUGUGAGCUGCAUUUCAGCUGACUAGUCUAUCAAGGCCAGAUGAAGGACGUACUAAAUCACCUGGAGCUGAAUGAAUGUGUUUGUGCAGCACCAACUUAACCUCCCGAGGAACGAACACACACACACAGAGCUAUGUCUUACUAUACUUGUGAAGCCUUUUUGGGACCGCCAAAAUGUCCUCACAAUUUUAGUUGGUUUACUAUUCUUGUGAGGACUUCUGGUACUCACAAGUAUAGUAAAAUGUAUACACACACACACACAAAGCUCACCUCAAGCCUCACUUCACGGUUGUUUCUCACAUUUUACCCCAAAAGAAUGUGCCAGGCACUCACUAAUGUUUUGCUGGCUGGCUACUCUUCAGCUGGCAACAGCAUUGAGACAUUCAGCAUGAUCUGCCAUGUUAACCCACUUAUCAUUCAGCCUUGUGAAGAAGGACUCUAGUCUCUGUCAAGGAGGCUACUUCAGAGAUUCCACAGAGCAGAGCAUCCCUUUACAUAACAUAGCCUAGCACAGACUACACUAUGGGGAGAUAAACAACUAGCCUAUAACACACUGAUAUCAGGGCCUGUCGCAGCUAGUUGGCCGUCAUUCAGUGUAUAUAAAAACAUUUGCUAAUGUGUGGCAUGACUGUCACAGAGCACAGUGGUGCGAUUGUUCUGCAUCCAGCAAAAAAUACACACUUGAAAAUUGCAAAUGUAACGUUUGCACUGAAUGCGAGUUCUGCAGCAGGCAGAUGAUGUCAUCGUCGGUUCAGCUCCGCUCCAACGGUGACACUCUUUCAGCAGUGGUUCAUUCUGCUCUCUUGAAUAAUGAAGGAGACCAUGAUGGGAGAGAUGUAAAUACUCACCCUAUUUCACUGGGGGUUUUCUUUGCUUGUUGUUGUUUAGGAAACAGAUUGACGUAGUAGCACCAAGGUCGUGUUUAGUAGGGCACAAAACCAUUUUUGGGAACCAGAAAAGCGUCUCCUGGAUUACAUGUUUGCCAAUGAAAAAUAAUUUUCAGGAGAGUCCAGAUUGAUGUGACUGAAUGCCUAGUCGAUAUUGUGCUUUUAAGUUUGGACUGAUGGAAUCAGCAUUGACCAGUCUCCUUCAGACACUCGGCCUUGGCUUUUGUAAGGCAUGAUUUGCGUACUUCCUUUUCCAUUCCGAUGGAGUUUUGCAACUAUUAAUCUAGCUUCGUCCAGAUAGUGCAAAAGGAGCAUGAGCCGUGAGCUACGGACAGAUACAUUUACUGUUCCUCUCUGGUGAGUGUCAAGGUUUGGCAGAGUAAAAAAAAAAGAGAGAAGUCUGCGUUCUUCCUGACUUGGUGUUGAAUAAUUUGGGGCUUGUCAGAUGCUACCAGAGCUUACGUCAAUGCACUAGUGCAAAGGAAUCUGUAGUGUUAGAAUCCCUGGCACUUGCAUAGUGAAGACUGCUGGUUGCCUUUGUGUGACCACCCGUCCUAAUACCCCAGUGACCAACAUGCUUCCUAAGAGACCGAUGUACUGGGUCACUUCUUUCUCAGCCACUUUCUAUCCUCUAACUAUCAUACUAGCAAACUCAACAUCUGGAAUCUUGACUAUCUAUGCUAAAAACCAUUUGGCAGAGCUAAACCGGACUCUUUAUUGCUAUUAUCAAAGUUAGGCACAUUUUCGGGCCCAACAUUUACUUGAAGGCCUCAAUGGCAGCAGUACUAUCACAGAGUUUCUUAACCUAGAGGUGCAACAUCGCAAGACUUCCGGGAACGAAAACGACUUUAUAUCGAAGGAGUGCCUUUGAUUUGACGGCCUGCACAUGCGCAGUUAUGCGCGAGACGACCGUUAGACCCAAUGAAGUGUUUCUACGCAUGAGCUAAGUGUGAUCAGGGAUUUCUAUUGGAGAAGCAGUUUUAGCCUAUCUUCAUGCUGUACUGUCUUUGGUAAUAACGUCAAUCACUUGCAAGACCACAAGCAAUAGGAGAUGUCAUUGUGCUCAAGGUAGCCCAAAAUAUCUAGACACAAUGAUUAGACCUAUUAUUCAUUUUAUCACAAAUCUAAAAAGAAUGCAGUUACAGUCCCAUCUACUCUAAAAGCUGUUUUAUGAGAUAUAGCUAAUGGUAGCCAGACCUUUUGGGACCCAACGGACAACAGUGAGCUUGUGAGGCCCUAACCCCAAGCAUAGUACAAUGCUUCAUGUAACUGGAGACGGUUUGAGUGAUGCUCAUGCCAUUAACUGAUGUUAAUGGCCAAUUUUUGUUAUCGUGCUCAGUAGAUUGUGUCUCAUGCUGCCAUUUGCAGCAAUUUGCCAGUGCCAUCACUCUCCUGAUUCAGCUGUGUCAGAAGGACCACACCGGCACCCCUUAACAUGCUCUGCGGGCAAUGAGGCUUAAAAGGCUCUGAGAUUUACUGCAGUGUCAUCUCAGCCUUGAAUACAGCCUUGCCUUUUACUCAGCUGACCUCCUGGGACAUGUUCAGUAGGGCCCACCAUAGCGAAAUGUUUUAAAACCUUCUGAAUGAGCGUUUCGUAUUAGACAAGUCCAGUUAGAAGUGUUCUACAAUUUUUCUCAGGCUAUGAGAAUGUUAUUACAUGGAAUGAUCUACCUUAUUACAAUGUUCAUGCUGAAAUCAUGCUAAUAUACACAACAAACUCUUGUAAGCUAUUUUGUAGCAAUUUGCAGCAGAAAUCAUAUUCCAUUACUAAGUCUACAAGCCAUAGUACCAAUAGUUGGUGUAAAGUUACCACUGAAAGAAGAUGAACGUCUGUUUAUCAUUUAUACAGAAAUUACGGUCUUUUCAAAGUCCAAGUCGGUAGAAAUACUGUAGUAAAUGGAGAAAACUAAGCUUUUUAAAGACCCACAGCCCCCUGCAGAAUGAUACAUUAAGAAUGAGAGAGAGGAGCACUCAGAUGAGAGGCAACAGCAGUGGGAAUUAAAAUGACAUACUUUUUGGGGAUUCACACUUCACAGAUCUUAUUGUCAGAGCUGCACCAAUGGAGCAUUAGCGUUUGUUUGAGCGGUGCCUUCUGCUGUUACACUACUACAUCUACCACAAGCACUUAGUAGCAGCAUUGUGUUGUUUCAAUGGACACAGUGAAGGCCUCUGAAAGUGGGCGAUGUGAGCUAAAGCUGGUCACUGUUUGUUGUCACACACACACACACACACCGAGAGGGAGAGGAGCCUUUAGCCAGGUGCUCCUCGCAAGGUCGUAACAAUAAGACCACAAAGUCCGUCGCCGUAGUAACGUGCAUCAGUGAGCUUAACUGGAUAAAAGAAUGAAUAAAGAAAUGCCAGACACAGCCAGGCAAGGUACAGCAACCUUUCACAGAGGGAUUUCUACCAGCUAAGCAGAUGCCGCGAACCCAGCAAAAUCAUUACAAUGUCUAGCUGAUAAUAGCAUUUCAUAACUAAUUUGAUAGGUUCCAAGGACGUUUAUCGGAGAUAAAAGCGACUGUAAUUUAUCAGAUGUAUGCAUAAUUCACUGGACUCGUGUUGAGCUGCAUUUUGAUCAAACAGAACAAGAAUACAACAGGUCAGUUGAGAGACUGUUCUUUUCUUUGCAGGCCAACCUGAACGAUUCCCAUAACCAGAUGGUGGUGCACUGGGCCGGGGAGAAGAGCAAUGUCAUUGUGGCGUUGGCCAGAGACAGUGUCGGAGCCACAGGUCCCAAGACUAGCUCGGUGAGUACACAGUAGUACAUUUCCUGUGAGUACAGGAGUACACUUCCUGCGAGUACAGUAGUACACAUCCUGUAAGUACAGUAGUACACUUCCUCUGUGUACCGGAAUACACUUCCUCUGUGCACCGGAAUACACUUCCUCUGUGUACCGGAAUACAUUUCCUCUGCGCACCAGAAUACACUUCCUCUGUGUACCGUAAUACACUUCCUCUGUGUACCGUAAUACACUUCCUCUGUGUACCGGAAUACACUUCCUCUGUGUACCAGAAUACACUUCCUGUGACUACAGUAGUACACUUCCUGCGAGUACAAUAGCCUACAUUUCCUGUAAGUACAUUAACACACCUUGUGUGUGGGAGGGGGAUCCACAGUCGCAUGAAAAAGAACAUAUCCAUGAACCUAUCCACAACUACAUAGCCUAACGCCUGCGUGUUGCUUUACAGCCAUGCUGUUUUUAGCCACUUUGAAUCUUCUCCUUCCCUCUCAAUUCACGUUGCCCUCUUUUCAGAUAACACCCAUUUGAUUCUGCUCUCCUGACUGUUUUACUUUGGACUGUACAUUUCAGCUGUCUUUUUCCCCUUCAAAUUUAGACUCCUUUGUUCGAGGUACCAUGGCAGAAAUGAUAAUACUGGGUUAACCACAGUUUGGUUGUGUAAUGUUGUCUUUGUGUAUCCGUGUGUGUGUGCGUGCGUGCACGCAUGCAUGUGUGUGUGUGUGCGUGUGCAUGGGCGCCCAUUGGUCAGUGACAGUGACAGGCCACAUGUUGUCAGUGCUGCGAGGCCCAGACCUGUUCCACUGUGCUAAUGAGAUGGCGCAAUGGCCUCGCCUGCCUGCCUGCCAGCCAGCUGUGUGCUUCCUCUCCACUCACAGAUCAGAUUCACUGAGCCAUGGAUUAAUCCCUCCAUCUGUUACAUCUCUCUCUCUCUACUCUCUCUGCUUUUGAUUAUAUCAGCUCCCUAUCCUGUCUGAUACUCACGCUCAGCUUACAGUAACCCACGCUACCCCCACUGCUUUUGUUCACACUGUAAGAAGGACCUCCCGUGCUCCUCAAGGGGUUAACUUAAGAUGUGAUGCCAUUUGAAAAACAAGUGGUUUAUACUAAACCGCAGAGAUCCCACUGGUGAAGGACAGUUUGUUUGUACAACAAUUGUUAGUUUUGUGUCUCUCCACAACUUCCAGCCAGCGUUGUGGGUUCAGUGGGCUUUGUGUGCUGUUCUCUGUGGUCUGAGCUCCUUGGUGUCUGGCACUCUGACGGGAAUCUGAGAGCUUUGACCUGACUCAUGUAUUGUCUCUGGUAGAAUCUGCAGGACAGGAGGGAUCAGAACAGAACAGCAUUGAACACUAAACACCUCUUAACAUUCUGGAUUGGAGUUCUCUCUUAAAGGAGCUACAGUUCCACUCUGUAGUCACUUAACAUGGACAAAGCUUUUCCCCAAGUAUUGUGUUUCUCUCCGUAGAUGGAAAGUCCGUAGAUGGAAAGUCUAAAGUCUAGCUACUGCCUAAAAUGCUUUGAUUCCUUUUACCGAGUCAGUUAAUGGCCUCCCUCCCAAUACACCCAUUCUAAAGUAAUUUUUUCCUCUACUAGAAAUGUGUCCUUCAUCAAAAAGCAUUUAAAAAAUCAAACUUGACAUAGCCUAAUUUUGUCCUGUCCAAAAAGCAUCACAACAAAAAUUACAUUGAUUGUGGAUUUCACUUGUUUACCAUGUACCAUCACUUCCAUGUUCUCACCUCUUUCCUCUCUCCUUUGUCACAUGGUAGGUGUACGUGUCUUACGACUAUGGAACCAGCUUCUCCCCCAUCUCAGAGAGGUUUCAGCUGAGUGGGGAGAAGGAGAAAGAGGGGAGCAAGCAGGUCAUCUCCCAGUUCUACCACAGCCACGCUGACAAUAAGAGGGUAAGUGGCUGAAGACCAUAGAGGUACGUACACUGAGUGUACAAAGCAUUAGGAACACAUUCCUAAUAUUGAGUUGCAUCCUCUUUUGCCCUCAGAACAGCCUGAAUUUGUCUGGGGAUGGACUCUACAAGGUGUUGAAAGCAUUCCACAGGGAUGCUGGCCCGUGUUGUCUCCAAAAACCCAGCAGCGUUGCAGUUUUUGACUCACUCAAACCGGUGCGCCUGGCACCUACUACCAUACCCUGUUUAAAGGCCCUUAAAUAUUUAGUCUUGAACAUUCACCCUCUGAAUGGCACACAUACAAUCCAUGUCUCAAUUGUCUCAAGGCCUAAAAAUCCAUCUUUAACCUGUCCUCCCCUUCAUCUACACUGAUGGAAGUGGAUUUAACAGGUGACAUCAAUAAGGGAUCUUAGCUUUCACCUGGAUUCACCUGGUCAGUCUAUGUCAUGGAAAGGGCAGGUGUUCCUAAUGUUUUGUACACUCAUUGUACAGGAUGAUAAUAAUACAUACUGUAUUUAGGCCUAUCUCUAUAUUGAAGACUGCCCUGAUACAGAGGGGUUUUAUUAUGUUUUGAAAGUGUAUAGCUUUGAGUGUAUAGCUCUUUUUCGUAUGUUCUCCCAUCUCCACACAACCCCCGUGUAGCUCAGUUGGUAUAGCAUGGCGCUUGCAUCGCCAGGGUUGUGGGUUCGAUUCCCACGGGGGCCAGUAUGAAGAGAAAGAAAAUGUAUGCACUCACUAACUGUAAGUCGCUCUGGAUAAGAGCGUCUGCUAAAUGACUAAAAUGUAAAAUGGAAGGCACAUAACGUUAUUGAGCUUGGGGUUUAUAAGGGUUGAUUUAGGUGUAUAGUGUCUGUGGGUGUGUGUGUGUGUGUGUGUGUGUAGUGAUCAGUCAUGAGCUCAAGAUUGUUCGAUGCAGUGCCGUGAGGUUUGGUGCGGUGCCGUGUUCGAUUAUGUCUCACUGUGUGCCGGUGAGUCAUAGUCCUGGCCCCGCCCCCCAGCCGUUCCCCCUGGCACUCAGCCCAGUGGAGGUUAUUGCCAGGUGUAAGGGUGCAUGGGAAACGCAGUUUGUUCCGUUAGCAGGCAGGAGGGCACGCACGCACGCUGCUGUGAGCCCUGCAGCAGCGUGCGUCUCUGCAGAGGCUGCAGGCUGGGGCCAUCCGUCUGCAGACAGGUGUGCUCCAGAGAGAGAGGCAGGGCUGCCUGGUAUAACCGCAGAUAACAGCAGGAGGAUUUCACCCUCUUAGUCUGCAACAUUCUCCCAACAUCAUGGAGAUUAUUACGAUGGGAAAUUAGUGGUUUCUUCUCAUCUGCACACUGAGCUGUGAGUUUUCUAGGAUCAGUUCCUCUCUGUCCAUAAUAAUCGGAUUCAUUAUGAUUUAAAAGACAAAACUGAUCCUAAAUCUCCUUCACAAGACGCUUGAUAAAUAUGGGCCCAGAGCAGCAGGUCUAGCCUCCCCUUGUAGAAGCAUUUGAAGCAUAUGAUGAAGUGUCUGAGAGAUAAAUUGCAGUGAUCACUUUAGGUAAUGAUUUAUGAAUUAAGGGGGAUCAGAGAUAAUGAAUGGUUAGCCCAUAGCAUAACCCACUGACUAACCUUACAUUUAGGGCCUACAGUGCAUUUGGAAAGUAUUCAGACCCCUCAACUUUUUCCACAUUUUGUUACGUUACAGCCUUAUUCUAAAAUUGAUUUUUCCUCAUCAAUUUACACACAAUACCCCAUAAUAGCAAAGCAAAAACAGGUUUUUAGAAAUGUUUGCUAAUUAAUUUUUUCAAAAUCAAAACAAUAUCACAGUUACAUAAGUAUUCAGGCCCUUUACUUAGUACUUUGUUGAAGCACCUUUGGCAGCGAUUACAGCAUCGAGUCUUCUUGGGUAUGACGUUACAAGUUUGGCACACCUGUAUUUGGGGAGUUUCUCCUAUUCUUCUCUGCAGAUCCUCUCAAGCUCUGUCAGAUUGGAUGGGGAGCGUUGCUGCACAGCUAUUUUCAAGUCCGGGCUCAGGCUGGGCCACUCAAGGACAUUCAGAGACUUGUCCCGAAGCCACUCCUGCGUUGUCUUGCUUGUGUGCUUAGGGUCAUUGUCCUGUUGAAAGGUGAACCUUCGCCCCCAGUCUGAGGUCCUGAGCACUCUGGAGCAGGUUUUCAUCAAGGAUCUCUCUGUACUUUGCUCCAUUAAUCUUUUUCUCGAUCCUGACUAGUCUCCCAGUCCCUGCCGCAGAAAAACUGAGGAGUGGCUUCCGUCUGGCCACUCUACCAUAAAGGCCUGAUUGGUGGAGUGCUGCAGAGAUGGUUGUCCUUCUGGAAGGUUCUCCCAUCUCCACAGAGGAACUCUGGAGCUCUGUCAGAGUGACCAUCGGGUUCUUGGUCACCUCCCUGACCAAGGCCCUUCUCCCCCUAUAGCUCAGUUUGGCCGGGCGGCCAGCUCUAGGAAGAGUCUUGGUGGUUCCAAACUACUUCCAUUUAAGAAUGAUAGAGGCCACUGUGUUCUUGGGGACCUUGAAUGCUGCAGAAAUGUUUUGGUAGCCUUCCCAGAUCUGUGCCUCGACACAAUCCUGUCUUGGAGCUCUACGGACAAUUCCUUUGACCUCAUGGCUUGGUUUUUGCUCUGACAUGCACUGUCAACUGUGGGACCUUAUAUAGACAGGUGUGUGCCUUUCCAAAUCAUGUCCAAUCAAUGGAAUUUACCACAGGUGGACUCCAAUCAAGUUGUAGAAAAAUCUCAAGGAUGAUCAAUGGAAACAGGAUGCACUUGAGCUCAAUUUCGAGUCUCAUAGCAAAGGGUCUGAAUACUUAUUUAAAUAAGGUAUUUCUGUUUAUAAUUUUUUGAAUACAUUUGCAUAAAUGUCUAAAAAUCUGUUUUUUCUUUGUCAUUAUGGGGUAUUGUGUGUAGAUUGCUGAAGAUUAUUAUUUUUUAAAUCCAUUUUAGAAUAAGGCUGUAACGUAACAAAUUGUGGAAAAAGUCAAGGGGUCUGAGUACUUUCUGAAGGCACUGUAUGCUUAUACUCCAAGUCCUUUGUACUUGGGUCUGACUGGUUAUGGAUCUGCCUAUUUAUAACAUCUUCUUAAAAGAAAGAUUCACCCAUUUUUAAUGUUAUAUAAUAGUUGUGCAUCUCCGAGCGAUGUUCUAUCUAUUCCCAGUGUAAUUGAAUGUUUUCAAGUAUUCAGACCCCUGAGUCAAUACAUGUUAGAAUCACCUUUGGCAGCGAUUACAGCUUUGAGUCUUUUGGGGUAAGUCUCUUAAGAGCUUUGCACACCUGGAUUGUUCAAUAUUUGCACAUUAUUCUUUUAAAAAUUCUUCAAGCUCUGUCAAGUUGGUUGUUGAUCAUUGCUAGACAGCCAUUUUCAAGUCUAGCCAUAUAUUUUCAAGCCAAUUUAAGUCAAAACCGUAACACGGGAACAUUCAAUGUCGUCUUGGUAAGCAACUCCAGUGUAUAUUUGGCCUUUUGUUUCAAUCUACCAAUAGGUGCCCUACUUUGGGAGGCAUUGGAAAACCUCGCUGGUCUUUUUGUUUGAAUCUGAGUUUGAAAUUCACUGCUCGUCUGAGUGACCUUACAAUUAUCUGUAUGUGUGGGAUACAGAGAUGAGGUAGUCAGUCAAAAAUCAUGUUAUUGCACACAGAGUGUGUCCAUGCAACUUAUUAUGACUUGGUAAGCACAUUUUUACUCCUGAACUUUUUUAGGCUUGCAAUAACAAAGGAUUGAAUACUUAUAUAUACAGUGGGGAAAAAAAGUAUUUAGUCAGCCACCAAUUGUGCAAGUUCUCCCACUUAAAAAGAUGAGAGAGGCCUGUAAUUUUCAUCAUAGGUACAUGUCAACUAUGACAGACAAAUUGAGAAAAAAAAUCCAGAAAAUCACAUUGUAGGAUUUUUUAUGAAUUUAUUUGCAAAUUAUGGUGGAAAAUUAGUAUUUGGUCACCUACAAACAAGUAAGAUUUCUGGCUCUCACAGACCUGUAACUUCUUCUUUAAGAGGCUCCUCUGUCCUCCACUCGUUACCUGUAUUAAUGGCACCUGUUUGAACUUGUUAUCAGUAUAAAAGACACCUGUCCACAACCUCAAACAGUCACACUCCAAACUCCACUAUGGCCAAGACCAAAGAGCUGUCAAAGGACACCAGAAACAAAAUUGUAGACCUGCACCAGGCUGGGAAGACUGAAUCUGCAAUAGGUAAGCAGCUUGGUUUGAAGAAAUCAACUGUGGGAGCAAUUAUUAGGAAAUGGAAGACAUACAAGACCACUGAUAAUCUCCCUCGAUCUGGGGCUCCACGCAAGAUCUCACCCCGUGGGGUCAAAAUGAUCACAAGAACGGUGAGCAAAAAUCCCAGAACCACACGGGGGGACCUAGUGAAUGACCUGCAGAGAGCUGGGACCAAAGUAACAAAGCCUACCAUCAGUAACACACUACGCCGCCUGCAGUGCCAGACGUGUCCCCCUGCUUAAGCCAGUACAUGUCCAGGCCCGUCUGAAGUUUGCUAGAGUGCAUUUGGAUGAUCCAGAAGAGGAUUGGGAGAAUGUCAUAUGGUCAGAUGAAACCAAAAUAAAACUUUUUGGUAAAAACUCAACUCGUCGUGUUUGGAGGACAAAGAAUGCUGAGUUGCAUCCAAAGAACAUCAUACCUACUGUGAAGCAUGGGGGUGGAAACAUCAUGCUUUGGGGCUGUUUUUCUGCAAAGGGACCAGGACGACUGAUCCGUGUAAAGGAAAGAAUGAAUGGGGCCAUGUAUCGUGAGAUUUUGAGUGAAAACCUCCUUCCAUCAGCAAGGGCAUUGAAGAUGAAACGUGGCUGGGUCUUUCAGCAUGACAAUGAUCCCAAACACACCGCCCGGGCAACGAAGGAGUGGCUUCGUAAGAAGCAUUUCAAGGUCCUGGAGUGGCCUAGCCAGUCUCCAGAUCUCAACCCCAUAGAAAAUCUUUGGAGGGAGUUGAAAGUCAGUGUUGCCCAGCGACAGCCCCAAAACAUCACUGCUCUAGAGGAGAUCUGCAUGGAGGAAUGGGCCAAAAUACCAGCAACAGUGUGUGAAAACCUUGUGAAGACUUACAGAAAACGUUUGACCUGUGUCAUUGCCAACAAAGGGUAUAUAACAAAGUAUUGAGAAACUUUUGUUAUUGACCAAAUACUUAUUUUCCACAAUAAUUUGCAAAUAAAUUCAUUAAAAAUCCUACAAUGUGAUUGUCUGGAUUUUUUUCCCUCAUUUUGUCUGUCAUAGUUGACGUGUACCUAUGAUGAAAAUUACAGGCCUCUCUCAUCUUUUUAAGUGGGAGAACUUGCACAAUUGGUGGCUGACUAAAUACUUUUUUCCCCCACUGUAUACUACCAGUCAAAAGUUUGGACAAAGUUUGUUUUUUCAGGUUUUUUCAUUCUGGAAUAAUAGUGAAGACAUCAGAACUAUGAUAUUUACAUUUGACAUUUUAGUCAUUUAGCAGACGCUCUUAUCCAGAGCAGUUAGUGAGUGCAUACAUUUAUUUUUUAUUUUUCAUACUGGCCCCCCGUGGGAAUCGAACCCAUAACCUUGCCGUUGCAAACGCCAUGCUCUACCAACUGAGCUACAUCCCUUCCGGCCAUUCCCUCCCCUACCCUGGACGACACUGGGCCAAUUGUGCGCUGCCCCAUGGGUCUCCUGGUCGCGGCCGGCUACGACAGAGCCUGGAUUUGAACCAGGAUCUCUAGUGGCACAGCUAGCACUGCGAUGCAGUGCCUUAGACCACUGCGCCACUCCAUAUGAUAUAACACAUAUGGAAUCAUGUAAUACCCUAAAAAGUGUUGAACUAAUCAAAAUAUAGUUUAUAUUUGAGAUUCUUCAAAUAGCCACCCUUUUCCUUGAUGACAGCUUUGCACACUCUUGGCAUUCUCUCAACCAGCUUCAUGAGGUAGUCACAUGGAAUGCAUUUCAAUUAACAGGUGUGCCUUGUCAAAAGUUAAUUUGUGGAAUGUCUUUCCUUAAUGCAUUUGAGCCAAUCAGUUGUGACAAGGUAGGGGGGGUAUACAUAAGAUAGCCCUAUUUGGUAUAAGACCAAGUCCAUAUUAUGGCAAGAACAGCUCAAAUAAGCAAAGAGAAACGACAGUCCAUCAUUACUUUAAGACAUGAAGGUCAUUCAAUACGGAACAUUUCAAGAACUUUGAAAGUUUAUUCAAGUGCAGUCGCAUAAACCAUCAAGCGCUAUGAUGAAACUGGCUCUCAUGAGGACCGCCACAGGAAUGGAAGACCCAGAGUUACCUCUCAAGUUCAUUAGAUUUAUCAGCCUCAGAAAUUGCAGCCCAAAUAAAUGCUUCACAGAGUUCAAGUAACAGACACAUCUCAACAUCAACUGUUCAGAGGGGACUGUGUGAAUCAGGCCUUCAUGGUUGAAUUGCUGCUAAGAAACCACUACUAAAGGACACCAAUAAGAAGAAGAAGAGACCUGAUUGGGCCAAGAAACACGAGCAAUGGACAUUAGACCGGUGGAAAUUUGUCCUUUGGUCUGUAGUCCAAAUUGGAGAUUUUUGGUUCCAACCUCCGUGUCUUUGUGAGACGCGGUGUGGGUGAACGGAUGAUCUCUGCAUGUGUGGUUCCCACCGUAAAGAAUGGAGGAGGAGGUGUUAUGGUGUGGGGGUGCUUUGCUGGUGACACUGUCUGUGAUUUAUUUAGAAUUCAAGGCACACUUAACCAGCAUGGCUACCACCGCAUGCUGCAGUGAUAUGCCAUCCCAUCUGGUUUGGGCUUAGUGGGACUAUCAUUUGUUUUUCAACAGGACAAUGACCCAACACACCUCCAGGUUGUGUAAGGGCUAUUUUACCAAGAAGCAGAGUGAUGGAGUGCUGCAUCAGAUGAUCUGGCCUCCACAAUACCCUAAGUUUAACCCAAUUGACAUGGUUUGGGAUGAGUCGGACGGCAGAGUGAAGGAAAAGCAGCCAACAAGUGCUCAGCAUAUGUGGGAACUCCUUCAAGUCUGUUGGAAAAGCAUUCCAGGUGAAGCUGGUUGAGAGAAUGCCAAGAGUGUGCAAAGCUGUCAUCAAGGCAAAGGGUGGCUAUUUGAAGAAUCUCAAAUAUAAAAUAUAUUUUGAUUUGUGUAACACUUUUUUGGUUACUACAUGAUUCCAUAUGUAUUAUUUCAUAGUUUUGAUGUCUUUUCUAUUAUUCUACAAUGUAGAAAAUAGUAAAAAUAAAGAAAAACCCUUGAAUGAGUAGGUGUGUCCAAACUUUUGACUGGUACUGUGUGUGUGUGUGUGUGUAUAUAUAUAUGUGUGUGUGUGUAUAGAUGUUUUAUUAAUUUGUAAAAAAUGUAAAUCAACUUUGACAUUUAUGCUCUAUUGUGUGUAGGCCAGUGACACAACAUCUCAAUUUAAUGAAUUUGAAAUUCAGGCUGUAACACAACAAAAUGUGGAAAAAGUCAAGAGGUGUGAUCUCUAGUGGUCCUCUGUAGCUCAAUUGGUAGAGCAUGGCGCUUGUAACGCCAGGGUAGUGCGUUCGAUCCCCGGGACCACCCAUACAUAAAAAUGUAUGCGCACAUGACUGUAAGUCGCUUUGGAUAAAAGCGUCUGCUAAAUGGCAUAUUAUUUUAUUUAUUUAUUUAUCUCCCGUGAUCUCCCGAGUGGUGCAGUGGUCUAAGGCACUGGCAGUGCUAGCUGUGCCACUAGAUAUCCUGGUUCGAAUCCAGGCUCUGUCGUAGCCGGCCGCGACCGGGAGACCCAUGGUGCGGCGCACAAUUGGCCCAGCAUCGUCCAGGGUAGGGGAGUGAAUGGUCGGCAGGGAUGUAGCUCAGUUGGUAGAGCAUGGCGUUUGCCAUGCCAGGGUUGUGGGUUUGAUUCACAGGGGGUAUGAAAAAAAAAAUACAAAGAAUAAUGUAUGCACUCACUAACUGUAAGUCGCUCUGGAUAAGAGCGUCUGCUAAAUGACUAAAAUGUAAAUGUGUGAAUACUUCCUGAAGGCACUUUAUAUCGUGAUGUAAUAGUGGAGUAAGUCCCUGAAGUUUCUCACUGUGAUGUGCUGUACAUGUGGGACCUGCUAUGUCCUAGUCCUGACUCAUCUACAGUAUGAGAGAUGUGCUGUACAUGUGGGACCUGCUAUGUCCUAGUCCUGACUCAUCUACAGUAUGAGAGAUGUGCUGUACAUGUGGGACCUGCUAUGUCCUAGUCCUGACUCAUCUACAGUAUGAGAGAUGUGCUGUACAUGUGGGACCUGCUAUGUCCUAGUCCUGACUCAUCUACAGUAUGAGAGAUGUGCUGUACAUGUGGGACCUGCUAUGUCCUAGUCCUGACUCAUCUACAGUAUGAGAGAUGUGCUGUACAUGUGGGACCUGCUAUGUCCUAGUCCUGACUCAUCUACAGUAUGAGAGAUGUGCUGUACAUGUGGGACCUGCUAUGUCCUAGUCCUGACUCAUCUACUGUAUGAGAGAUGUGCUGUACAUGUGGGACCUGCUAUGUCCUAGUCCUGACUCAUCUACUGUAUGAGAGAUGUGCUGUACAUGUGGGACCUGCUAUGUCCUAGUCCUGACUCAUCUACUGUAUGAGAGAUGUGCUGUACAUGUGGGACCUGCUAUGUCCUAGUCCUGACUCAUCUACUGUAUGAGAGAUGUGCUGUACAUGUGGGACCUGCUAUGUCCUAGUCCUGACUCAUCUACAGUAUGAGAUACCAUUUCAGCUUUUGAUCGUCAUCUCAUUGCAUCUAUCUAUUUCACUACCUCCAGCUCGCUGCCUUGCGCUACAGAGCUUUUGUUCUCACAGGGGCUCUGUCCCGUUUCCAAAUGGAGGCCGUUGAGAAUAGAGGAGUUAUUGGGAAGGCAGUUAAAAAAUAGAUCAAAGGAAGGAGCGACAAGAUGGGAUUAUAGCUCUGUAUAAUUGCAUAAUCAGACUAUCUAAUUAGGCAUUUCAAAUUAAAUAUCUCUGAAUAUGUCUGUGAUUUUUUUGGGGGGGAGUGGGGGUGUUUGGAAACGGUAUUUUGAAGUAGCUAGACUAGAGAUAUCUGGAGUUGAGAUAUUAGGCAAGUUCUUACUAUUCUAGUUUGUUGAAAUCAGUCAGGCUUGACAUUUUACCACGUCAGAGGUUUGUUCAGUUCAGAAAGUUGCAGGUACAAAUAGAAAUGUUAUGUAUAGAGCAAGAAUGAUUCCCUGUUCUACACAAUAUAUUUCUAGCUUCACAUUCCGUAACACUCAUGAACAGACCCCAGUGGGUAUUUAGCCUAACCUUGGCCUGUCUUGUCCAUCUCUUGUUCCAGUACCUCUUUGCAGACAGCACCAACAGCUACCUCUGGAACUCCUUUGACUUCUGCAAGACCAUCCAGGGGUUCUCCAUCCCCUUCAAGCCCACAGAUCUGCUGCUGCACAGCAAGAAAGCCAACCUGGUCCUGGGCUAUGAUGGCUCCCACCCCAACAAACAGGUACUCAACUGACUGCUAUAGAAAUGCUGCUUCACUGUCUUGAAAAAGGUCUCGGACAGAAACGUAGACCAUUUAACAACAUGCAGAGGUAAGCAUGGUUAGAAAUGUUUUACCAGGAAGUCCCUUUAGAUCAACAAUAUUUUUAUGAUGGAGAUCUUUGUGCAGGAGGUGUCUAUUAUAAUGAACAGCGUUAUAGUACUGUAAGACAUACACAGGCUCCUCCUUUGCCAGUAGCUCUGUGGCCACCAUUUUGGUUCGGGUUUAGAUGCCUAUGUGGACAAAUGGCUCUACUCGAUAUGCUGGAUUACCAUACCAUAGCCCCACAGCAUUUGGUUUAUAAUACAGUGUGACUGUUCUAGAGAAACAAUAUUUCUGAAUGUAGGACAGUUGCAUAAUUACAAAUAGAACGGUGCAAAUACAAAUACUGGUUAAAUGUCACAGCUGCAUAUACUAAACUGUCUCUCUGAAAAACACAAUAUGGAGGACAUUUUGUGGAAUUCUUCCCUAACUAAUUAUUCACAUUUCAGCUCAUCUGAAACGAUGGAAAACGGUUGACUCUCAAACAUUCUGCCAGUUAUAUGCAGCCAGGAGUCAACAUGUGCAAAUGAGCCCCUGACCUACAUUUACUCCCCAUCCCCCGCCUCUGUUAUUUUUGCAGCUAUGGAAAUCUGACGAUUUUGGAGAGACAUGGGUGUUGAUCCAAGAGCACGUGAAGGCCUAUUUCUGGUAAGAUCAAUGCCUCUGUAUACAAAAGUGAUGAUUGUGUGAGGAGAGGCAGAACGUACAGUCAUCAGUAUAACUAAUUGUCGCUGUUGAAUGCCAGACUGUCUGCAAAACAUUCAAGCAUCGGUCUGUGAGAGGGAUGGGUGGGAUGUGUUUGUGUGUGUGUGUGUGUGUGUGUCUUGUUUACUUCCUGUUUUUCUGUGUGUUCUGUGACUGCCUGCCUCCUCCAUCAUCUGGCCCUCACUAGACCUCAAAGUGAAGAGAUUUGCCAGAUAAACAUCUCAUUCAUGUCUUCCGAUCGCUGUAUGCUUACCAAGCAAACAGCUCGCGAGCUUAACUCCCUGCCUCUCCAAGUUAAAUACAUAGAUUAGAUUGGCCCUUGUAAUUGAAUGACAAUGCAAAGAAAAUGCCACUACGAUCCCUGAGGGAGAGAGACACUGAUUACCUGAUUGUUAUUUGGGGCUCACUAUGUGUGAAUGGCUUGAUGACUCUACCGCCUAAAUUAUUUUGAACCCUGCUAUCAACCAGAUCUCUGUUCAAAUAGUGUUUGAAAUCUUUCAAAUACUUUGAACGUAUGCUUGAGCUUGCCUGGCGUGCCAGAUGGGCAGAGUUUGCACAGAAAAAGUCAAUCAAGCACAUCACAAAUAACAAACUUGCCAAAAACAAUCUAAUAACAAUGAUGAUUGCGACACGUUCAGUGCCUUGUGAAAGAGAUCAGCCAUGUGUCUCUCACCACAUAAAGUAGGCCUAGGCAGGAGAGUGGCACACUCAAUUUUAAAAAAAAAACGUUCAAAUCCCAUCCAUAAAAGAUAAAGCCCUGCUUUGGAAGGAUUUGACCGAUCUGUCAAUGAUUUAAAGGCGUGGAUGUGGAGGGUUAGCUAGGGUUAGACAUCACUUUCAUUCCCUCGCAGAUCCUCUGCCUUUAGUAGACGACAACAAGAGGCUCUCGUUCUCCACUGCAUAUAUGUAAUGCUGCUUGUCAGCUACAGCAGGGGUCUGUUCAGGAGGGUGCAACAUUUCAGAACGUUCAGAUUGAAAUGUAUUGUGUAGAACGUAUACGCUUGCCUGUCAAGUAGAAUUAGGAAUUAUGUCUGUUCUUUUCAGUGUAUUUCUAUCUGCAUCGUUCUGAACAUUUUCACCUUACUGAAUUUUCCCUUAGACAGUUGACAAUUUGUGCACACAUCUUCUGGUGACAGAGAGAGACACAGAGCCCUGCUCUCUUCCCCAGUGAACCCACUCCCAACUAAACACUGAUAAACGGCAGACAGUGUUUUCUCGCCCUCCGUUGUGCUCCGACGGUGGCAGCGGUCGUACACGUGGGCGUCUCUGAGGGGAAUCGAGCAGACUGGCUUCUUUCUUUCUUAUUAAUACUGCUGCGGUCUUGCCCCCUGGGCUAUUUCCAGUGUUUGGGAGAUGACGCCCCUCCCUCCACCAAGUUUGAAUGUAGGAGAUCCUCUUAGAUCACACUUAUGAGUCUCAGAGUCUCGGGACGGUUGCAGAGGGAGGAUUUUGGCUUGGAAUACCCACCCAACCCAAAAACGAACAUGAACAAACAAUUUCAUCCCAAAGCAGUAACUAUACGCACAAAGCUUGAAGGUCUUUGCGGACUUCUGAGGAAGAAAGCAGCUCCAGAAGUGUGGACUGAUGCACUCCUUCCCACACAUUUCAAAGCAUUGAUUGGUGUAAGCAUGGGCUAGAAAUAGUUUUUUUCCACCAAUAUAUUUCCUUUUAAAUCUGGACACAGCUACUGACUCCACUGAUCUUUGUCUGGUGCUUCUUCCUCCUCGGCCUCUAUGGCCAGUUUUUCUUCUUAACCAUGUGUGUCCAGUCCUUUGCCGAUCAUGGGCUUUCCACGUCUAAUCCGUCUGCAGAGGCCACAGAGAAAAAGGCCUGCGCUGCAGAUCAGGCUAAGAAGGCUGUAAGCCCUGGGGUUUUGUCUGGUUCACACCCCGCUGUUGGACGUGUUUAACCAGCAGUUGUCAAAACAUCUCGAACCAGCAAAUCGUAUGUAUUUGUUCCCCUCCGUCCAAAUCCUUUUAUCCUGUUUGGUAGGAGGAUUGAGAGGCCGCCUUAAAAAAAAAACAGCCUCCCAACUGUUUAUAAAAAGAAUAAGGAGGCCCUUGGUUCGCAGUGUAGCUUUAGGCAAGCUUUAACCCACCUCCCUGCCAGCGCUACAUGGAAAGGAUAACCCAGAUAGGCAAAGCCCCAAACUCUGAUAUAGGCACGGCCCCAAAUUCUGCUAGAUAGACAGACAAGACCCCAAACUCUGCUACGUGGGCAAGCCCCCAAAUUCUGAUAUGGACAAGGCCUCAAACUCUACUAGAUGGACAAGGCCCCACACUUUGAUAUAGACAAGUCCCAAAAGCAAUGCAACAAACUAAUUUCGUCAAGGCCUGAAACUCUGGCCCAAACUCUAAUAUUGGCAGGUUCCCGACUCGGCUGUAGGCAAAGUCCCCAAACUAACGUUAGACAGGCAAGGUCCCAAGUCUGUCUGACGGGGGUCUUUCAUAUCCUCUCUAAAAUAUCACACUAGAGGACAGUCAAGACACUAGGCUCUCUCUGUGUAGCUCCAUUGUUAGUGAGAACGCUCCGUGUGAAUCUGGAAUGCAUUAUGGGAGAUGAUCAGAAAGUACUGUAAACCUCUUUAAGUUCUGCUGUAUGUUACCGUAAGUUCACGGCUUAAAAUGGCCACACACAGAACUGCUACUGGAAAUGUGGAGUUGGGAAACUAUAUAUACAUCAAUGUGUGUGUUAAAUGGAUUCUGAGUUUGGAAUGUGUUCACAGGAAAACACGUAGGCCGUUCCACUAUACUCGGAUUGUCAGUAAUCCGUAAAACAUUUAUCUGUUUUUCAGAGUCUGUCAGUGUGUGUGUGUGUGUGUAUGUGUGUAACCAUACUUUUAUCUCCCUCUGUAUGGUAUGACUGAGUUGGGCCCUGAGUUUUUCCAGACCAUAUUAUCUGAACGGGAAGAACCCAUGGCCCUUAAGUCCUUCCUGUUCAGUUCACAUGGUCAACAAAGAAAAACUCCAGGCCCUUGACCAUGAGUUUUUCCUGGUCGGGCCACGUGGUCAGAGAGAAAAUCUUGACUCUACCUAUGUCCCACUGACGGGGACGUUUUCUGCAUCUUUCCAGGGGUGUGGAGCCGUACGACUCCCCCACCACGGUGCUGGUCCAGAGGCAUGAGCCCCAAGGGGUGUCCAGCAUCCUCAGCAGCACCGACUUCUUCCAGAGCGAGCAGAACCGCAGAGUCAUCCUGGAGAGAGUGGACAACUUCCAGCUCCGGGACAAGUACAUGUUCGCCACCACUUCCACAGUAAGUGACGUUGACCUGCAAGGGAAUUAUACAUGA
Messenger RNA from Coregonus sp. 'balchen', 23840 nucleotides. The record is from the annotation of a GenBank genome assembly. Lineage: Eukaryota; Metazoa; Chordata; Actinopteri; Salmoniformes; Salmonidae.